Messenger RNA from Myripristis murdjan (pinecone soldierfish), 620 nucleotides. RefSeq names its product otospiralin (gene otos). Lineage: Eukaryota; Metazoa; Chordata; Actinopteri; Holocentriformes; Holocentridae. Gene Ontology annotation, biological process: sensory perception of sound. The record is from RefSeq and is a predicted model, not a curated record. The transcript is spliced from 4 exons. The coding region runs from base 210 to 470 and encodes 86 amino acids.
ACACACACAACCCUGUAUACAUAAUCUAGACAAGGCUUGGCAGAGCUGGGGUCCGUGUGUGUGUGUGUGUGUGUGUGUGUGUGUGUGUGUGCUGGAGGUCCACUGCCCAUCCCUCCAGUGAGCCCCACACACCACAGAGCUCUGUGGACCAGCAGUUCAGCAGCAGCAUCUUUCUGCGCGGCUUCCCAAACUUUAUCCAGGAGGGCAAGAUGAAGUGGCUCAGUCUUCUCCUCUGUCUCAUCGCCUGUCAUCUCAGCGAGGCCAGAGUCAUCCCAGAGGGAGUGCCAUAUGAUGAGCCUCCAGCGGUUCCCUACUGGCCCUACUCCACCUCAGACUUCUGGCACUACAUCGAGUACUUCAGAUCCAUCGGGGCCUACAACCAGAUCAACGAGCUGGCCCGGGCCUUCUUCGCCCACCAGCACCUCGGAGACACCCUGGGAUACGAGACCAACCAGGGGCACGAACACUGAGGGGACCGGGAGGAGGGCAAGGGAGGAUGAGAGAGGACGGGACGGGGCAGGAAGGGGAGCGAGAAGUGUACAUACAUGGCUGGCAGAAAGCAGAGGGCUACAGUGACAUCCUAACAUCCUGCACACAGCAUGGGGGGAUUUUAGCAGAGA